UCGUUCGUAUUCGCUCGCUCGCAGCCCGACCGAGUCCGCGACCACCAAAUCGCGUAGCGCCACCGUCAAAGUAACAUGGCGUCCCCGUCAGCUGCACUGAUAGAUCGACUUGACAAACAGGGCAUUCCCAAGUCGAAAAGAAAACUCCAGAAACACCUACGCAGCGCAGGACUGGCCUACAUAUCCAGAACGGGAAAGCUGAUACCGGCUAAAAAGGUCGCAGACGAACUAUGCCAAUGCCCCCAAAAAUGUGAUGAACGAGUGCCUAGAGAGGCGCGGGAACGCCUCUUCUACCAUUUCUACGGCCUCGGCGAGGCCGACGCCCAGAACCAGUUCCUGCGCCAGAACAUGGACCUGCGGGCGCGCAUGAACGUGCCCGAGUCCACCGAGUCCGGCAGGCCGCCGCGCAGGAUCACCUGCAAGUACCUGGUGCCGCUGCUGCCCUCCAAGGACCACGUGGAGGUGUGCCAAAAGGCGUUCGUCAGCGCCUUCGUCAUAACCACGAAGCGGGUGCGACUGCAGCGCGAGAAGCUGAUAUCCAGCCUCGGACUGAACAGCUACAGCAGCCACAACAGGAGCGCCAAGAACAACCAGGCGGCGACGUCGCCGGUCGAGACCAACAACAACAACGUCAAAAAAAUCACCCAGAUGCCUUCGACCCCCUCAUCACAGGAACAUACCGCAUCGUCGGCCACGAUACCGUCGGACGAGGAGGAGAUGGCGGACGUGGAAGGCGGUGACGACAACGAACCAAAGAAUUUCCAAAUGUCUUUUAUACAGCAGCUCAGGGGUACGCAGAAGAGGAAGAUCAAGCAGCUGGUCGACAAUCCUCUGAUACCCCUCGGCCUGUUCUUACCAGACGGAGUUACCAUAGCCCCUGUCACGGUCACGCCCGACCACGACAGGGACAUCGCGAUAGUCAAUAACUUCUUUUCCAAUCAGCUCUGGAAGCCCGAAUACAUCGGGACCUAUUCAUGAGGGUGUCUUAAACCUAGCCUUAUUUUUCUACCUGAUCACUCUUCGAUGUACUUACUAGGUUAAUUAUUGAGAAAUUAAGAAGAAUUAUAUAUAUGUAUACAUGCGAAAUUUCACAUUUGAGAUGAAUUACCUAUACGUAUUGUUAUUUAUAUUUAUAUACGUCAUAGUUUAUUACGGAGACUAUAUUGAUCGUUUUCAAUAAAAAUGUUUUAUGUUUUAUAAAUAUAUAUUAAUUUAGUUAAGAAAUGUUAACUCUUAUAAGAUUAUGCCUGUGAUCUUGAAAAAUGGAAAUGCCUUAUGGUUUUAGUUAUAGCGAUCGUGGGUACCUAAGUCAAAAUAAAAAAUUUAUUGUUGUAAUA
Messenger RNA from Coccinella septempunctata (seven-spotted ladybird), 1337 nucleotides. RefSeq lists its product as uncharacterized. The transcript has 2 exons. Lineage: Eukaryota; Metazoa; Arthropoda; Insecta; Coleoptera; Coccinellidae. The record is from RefSeq and is a predicted model, not a curated record. The coding region runs from base 76 to 978 and encodes 300 amino acids.